Molecule: messenger RNA, 981 nt
Organism: Solanum dulcamara
Lineage: Eukaryota; Viridiplantae; Streptophyta; Magnoliopsida; Solanales; Solanaceae
Product: cyclin-dependent kinase inhibitor 7-like
Exons: 4
Coding region: 100-759 (219 amino acids)
Biological process (GO): negative regulation of cyclin-dependent protein serine/threonine kinase activity
Cellular component (GO): nucleus
Molecular function (GO): cyclin-dependent protein serine/threonine kinase inhibitor activity
Source: RefSeq, a predicted model, not a curated record
GCUAUCACUGCUACUGGAGGAGACGCUUCUCUUUCCAGUUACUUUUUUCAUUCCAAGGUAAAUUCAUAUUUAUAUACUCAUUAUUUUCAUUGUAAAGACAUGAAGACUUCCAUGGGAGACUAUCUUAAGAAAUGCGAGAAAAUCAGAGCUGGGAUGAAGGUGAAGGAGAUUGGAAAUGGAGGUUUGAGGACAAGAGAUAAUGAUGUGGAGGUUACGAGUAAUUCUAUGAUCUCCUCAACUAAGAGAAGAAAAUUUGAUGAUUCUGUAACUGACGUUGAUUUUAGUGAGAAUUCAACUUCGCAGGCUACAUCUGUAACGUCUGUUCAUAUUCCGACGAAUUCGCAGUGUUCGAGUUGUAAUGAGUCUGGUGAAGUUAUGAUGAAGAAUGUAUUGGAAUCGUUAGAUCUGAAGGUGAGGUUAAAUGCCGAGGAAUUCGCAACUGACAAUUCGGCUUCUUUUAACGGCGGUUUCAGAGAAAAUUUCAAGCCAAUUGAUCAGCCGAAUCUACCUAGUGAGCAGUGUGAAGACUCGGAAGAUAUGGAGUCAUCAUCCACAACAACCAACAAAUCAUCUUCGGCUGCCAGUGCUCACCGGAAAAAGGCGUCUGCAUCGAAGGUUCCACCAGAAGCGGAAAUUGAAGAGUUCUUUUCAGCCGCGGAAAAGCGCGAGCAAAAAAGAUUCGCAGAAAAGUACAAUUACGAUAUCGUGAAGGACGCGCCAUUAGAGGGACGUUACCAGUGGGUUAGUUUGAAGCCUUGAAGAAUAAAUCAAUGAAGAAAAGGAGAUGAGAGUACAAUUGCUAAAGAUGGUUUACACGGCGAGUUUCAAAAAAAAGGAAUCCAAUACUCUGAUCCUUUUAAAUUUCUUUCCAUUUCUAGUUUUAGAUCAGCAUUUACUAUUUACUGUUUCAGCUUAGUUUAGCUUUAUCGGUGUACAGCCAUUGGCCUUUCCAUAUUUGUGUAAAGAAGCUAUUUAUGUGAA